This is a messenger RNA of Fragaria vesca subsp. vesca, 623 nucleotides long. RefSeq names its product putative lipid-transfer protein DIR1-like. The record is from RefSeq and is a predicted model, not a curated record. Gene Ontology annotation, biological process: systemic acquired resistance. NCBI's taxonomy places the organism in Eukaryota, Viridiplantae, Streptophyta, Magnoliopsida, Rosales, Rosaceae. The transcript has a single exon. Gene Ontology annotation, molecular function: fatty acid binding. Bases 165 to 479 code for a protein of 104 amino acids.
AGAAGAGAAUGGUAGCCCGUGACACCACAGAGCAUGGCAUGGGGCUCAUAUGAUUGUGUUGCUCACGGGACUCCCUUCUUUCUUUCCCUAUAUAAACCACCAUCUCCAGAACUACAGCCUCCAAACAGCAAUCAGUCCAAAAGAACUUGUUCUUUCAUAUAUCAAUGGAGGCUGGUCGGAAGCUAGUCUUGGUCGUGGUGGCGGUGCUGGUGGUGGUUGCUUGCACGAAUGUAGAGGUCUCUGAUGCGCAGACCAUUUGCAAUGUGCCUCUGAAUAACCUGAUGUCCUGCAGGGCGGCCAUAACAAGACCUAACCCUGCCAAGCCGAGCAAGGCCUGCUGCUCGGCGCUGUCGCUCGCCGACUUGGGGUGCCUCUGCUCGUACAAGAACUCCAACCUGUUGCCUUCCCUGGGGAUUGACCCUGAACUUGCCAUGCAGCUCCCUGGCAAGUGCAAUCUUCCUCACCCUGCCAAUUGCUAGAGAUCAAGGCCCUUGGCUACAGCUACAGUACUGUCUGAUGUAGCUAGAUAUAGCAGCUUAAGUUUAAAUAAAGCUUAUUUGUAUCAUUGUAUCCAUGACUAGAUGGGAUUAAGGUUGGAGUGAAAUGCUUAAUUAAUUUUCUGA